AUGUCUCUGUUGCUGCUGGUGGUGGUGGUGCUGCUGCUGCUGGUGCCGAUGCUGCUGCUGGCGCGGCGCGGCUCGAUGGGCGGCGAUCUGGACCGCUGGAUCGAGGACAUCAAGCAGUGCAAGCUGCUGCCCGAGCUAGACCUCAAGCACCUGUAUGUGCAGGAGCUGAUGCUGGAAGAGUCGACGGUGCAGCCGGCGCCGUGGUACGACAUGGGCCAGACGCGAUUCGCAGCCUUUCUUUUAUGUCCCGUGCAUCUCUUCGUUUGUAGGCGCCGUGGUGCGACAUGGGCCAGAGGCGCCGUGGCGCCCGUCACCAUCUGCGGCGACAUCCACGGCCAACCCCCACGAUCGGCCUCGAGCUGCCACGGAGCCACGUCGGCCCGCCCCCCCCGCCGGCUCGGGCGCCCGUCGCCUGCGCCGCCGGAGCUCAUAGGCGCUUGCCCGGAGACGAGCUAUAUCUUCAUGGGAGACUUCGUCGACCGCGGCUACAACUCGGCUCGCUGGCCGCACCGGAUCACGCUGCUGCGGGGCAACCACGAGUCGAGGCAGAUCACGCAGGUGUACGGCUUCUACGACGAGUGCCAGCGCAAGUACGGAAACACGAACCCUUGGAGGCGAGUGCUCUGCGUGCACGGAGGCCUCUCGCCAGAGGUGCGGACGAUCGACCAGAUGCGGCUGAUCGACCGCAAGCAGGAGAUUCCGCAUGAGGGCGCCUUCUGCGACCUGAUGUGGUCCGGCCCGGGGCAUGUCUUGAUUUGUCCCGCGGGCGCCUUCUGCGACCUGAUGUGGUCCGAUCCGGACGACAUCGACACGUGGGCAGUGUCGCCGCGCGGUGCGGGGUGGCUCUUCGGCCAAAAGGUGACGCAUGAGUUCAACGCAAUCAAUGGGCUCGAGCUCAUCUGCCGGGCGCACCAGCUGGUGCAGGAGGGCUACAAGUACAUGUUCGAGGAGAGCCUCGUGACCGUCUGGUCGGCGCCAAACUACUGCUACCGCUGCGGCAACGACGCGUGCAUCCUGGCGCUCGACGACCAGUUGGUGCGCAACUUCAAGAUCUUCAAAGAGGUGGAGUCGACCAAGGCAGCGGGCGGCGGAGGGCAGCUCUCCAACGUGCCCUACUUCCUGUGAGGCGCCGCCGCGGCGUGUUGCCCCUGCCUUUGCCCACCCCCGAAGCGUAUCGCCUCGGGCGGCGGAGGCGGCUCGCAGUCGGCCGGGAGGGCGGGGAGAAGGUGUGCCGAGGGCCGUGGUGGAUCGAGCAGUGGAGGAAGGAGGGCUCAGACGGCAUGUGCGUUGCACGAGUGUGCGGCCAUGGGGCGGACCGCAGGGAGGCGCAGCUGACCCAGCAGUGCUUCUGGUCGCGCCGCGCCGCACGUGAGACGUGUGUGCAGUCAGCUGUCAGCGGGGCGCGCCGCGCGUUUCCAGCGUGUUGUACACUCGGUUACGUCUUCCAUGUUA
This is a messenger RNA of Emiliania huxleyi CCMP1516, 1452 nucleotides long. RefSeq lists its product as hypothetical. NCBI's taxonomy places the organism in Eukaryota, Haptophyta, Isochrysidales, Noelaerhabdaceae. Gene Ontology annotation, molecular function: protein serine/threonine phosphatase activity. Bases 1 to 1125 code for a protein of 374 amino acids. Gene Ontology annotation, cellular component: cytoplasm. The transcript is spliced from 13 exons. The record is from RefSeq and is a predicted model, not a curated record. Gene Ontology annotation, biological process: peptidyl-serine dephosphorylation.